CUGGUGACUCGAACCAAGAAGAUCUUUGUGGGAGGCCUGUCAGUGAACACAACCAUCGAGGACGUCAAGCAGUACUUUGACCAGUUUGGGAAGGUCGACGACGCCAUGCUCAUGUUCGACAAGACCACCAACAGACACAGAGGGUUUGGCUUCGUUACAUUUGAGAACGAGGACGUGGUGGAGAAAGUCUGCGAGAUCCACUUCCACGAGAUCAACAACAAAAUGGUGGAGUGUAAGAAAGCUCAGCCCAAGGAGGUGAUGUCCCCCACCGGCUCGGCCAGGGGGCGCUCUCGGGUGAUGCCCUAUGGGAUGGACGCCUUCAUGCUGGGCAUUGGUAUGCUGGGUUAUCCAGGCUUCCAGACUGCCACCUACACCAGUCGCAGCUACGCCGGCAUCACUCCGGGAUACACCUACCAGUUCCCUGAGUUCCACUUAGAGAGGACUCCCCUUCUGACUUCACCCCACCCCCCUGAGCUCACAGCCAUUCCUCUCACAGCGUACGGACCAAUGGCAGCAGCAGCGGCAGCGGCAGCAGUAGUCAGAGGCUCCACCCCGUCUCGCUCAGCUGGAUUUUUAGGUACUAGCAGCCCAGGUCCGAUGGCGGAGCUUUAUGGAACAGCCAGUCAGGAGUCGGCUGUCAGCAGUUACCUCAGUGCUGCGAGUCCCGCCCCGAGCACUGGAUUCAGCCAUAGUUUGGGGGGCCCUUUGAUUGCCACGGCCUUCACUAACGGCUAUCACUGAGAGUUGCAGAGCUGUAGACUGAGAGCUGGAAGGAGUUGAAGCUGCUUUGGAGCUGAUCUGGCCUGUCUCUGUCCAGUCCACGUCUCCAGCUGGGGUGGCUGAGCCUCUCACCCACCCCGGUGCCAGCCACAUCCAAGUCGGCCCUACUGACACCUCACUAAACGCCACCUCACUGGGGGGAAAAAAAAAAAAAGUUAAAAAAAAAACUUCACAAAAGGAGCGAAAAAGUUUAUCACUACAUGUAAUAGCGACACGUUCAGAUGCUGUAUUUCUUUUGUGUGUUUUUUUUUUGUUUUUCUGUUAUGUUUCACCUCGCUGUUAUUUUUGUGAUGACUGCGUUGUUUCUUUAUCUGUUUUGGCUGUGUUUUACUGGGUUAUUUGAAGUCUGUAACCUGAUCUCUCUGACGAGAGGAGUUAAAUCUCCAGGUGACGCCUGUUUGAAGGUCAGGAGUUGUAAUAUGUACUGGAAAACUGUAUAUUUGUCACUAGUUCAUACUGAAUUUUAACAUUUGGGAUUAAUACUAUUUCUUGAAAAUGUGUCACAAAAUGUAUAUCUUGGUAGGUUUUUAACAUCGACUUGUUACACUAAUAAUGGUCAGACGACAAAGGUCAUUAGUCACAGUUAUGUCAUAGGCCUUCAUGAGGUGUACAAUUUUGUAAAAUAUUGUAAAUAUGACUGGUUUCUGGGUGGGAGGGUUCUGCUGAUUUUUGUGUCUGGGAGGUGGGAGGCUUUUGGACAAAUUGCUUCUUUCAUCAAUCCUUAUGUGUUGGAAAGCUUGACUGUUACGUAUGAUAGUUUCACAUGGAGGGUCAAGAACAUUUCGGCUCGUCUGUCUACGUUAGACCAGCCAUGUGCUGUAUUUCUCUCCAGGCAUUUAUACACGAUGAUGUGUCAUGUGAGUCUUCUAUCAAAUUGAGAAGCUGCCUCAGAGAAGGAACACUCUGAGUCGAGCAGGAGAGAGGCUGGAUAAACAUUAAGUACUACUUUUUGGGGGAUAAGAGUGUGAAAACAAUCCUCUGUCAGGAGAGGAAAAAAACAUGCUAUUUUCUUACUUUAUCAUAUUGUUGUUUUAACUGUGAUUUUCAAUAAGUGAUGAUUGUUUGUGAAGGAAAAUGAAGGACGAGUAUGCUGGAGCAGUCACGCACACAUUAGUGAUGACUGAGUCCCUCUGCAGGUUGUGUUGAUGUUUGCGUGAGCUUGUCAUAUGGUUUUUACAUGUGCUGUUUGUUUUGUUUUGUUGUUUUUUUUGGGGGGGGGGGCGGUACCUCAGUUGCAAAUGUGAAAUUUUAAUCUGACUUUUAUAUUAUUACAUUAACAUCUAUGUUCAAGUGUGGAUGGUUGGGCCUUUUUCUAAAAAGGUGGCUUUUCCAAAAUGAAAGUCGGGGUCUCAUUAACUCUUGUUUACCUGUCACACCCCCCUCCAUCCAUCACUGCAUAUCCACUGGAGGUCACAGACUGUACUAAUGUGACGACUAUUUUUUAGACCAAAACAAUUAUUUUCAGAGCUACUAGGAUGUUGCACUG
Molecule: messenger RNA, 2266 nt
Organism: Stegastes partitus (bicolor damselfish)
Lineage: Eukaryota; Metazoa; Chordata; Actinopteri; Pomacentridae
Product: RNA-binding protein Musashi homolog 1-like
Exons: 10
Biological process (GO): central nervous system development; regulation of translation
Cellular component (GO): cytoplasm
Molecular function (GO): mRNA binding
Source: RefSeq, a predicted model, not a curated record